Messenger RNA from Apis dorsata (giant honeybee), 2638 nucleotides. RefSeq lists its product as uncharacterized. NCBI's taxonomy places the organism in Eukaryota, Metazoa, Arthropoda, Insecta, Hymenoptera, Apidae. The record is from RefSeq and is a predicted model, not a curated record. Bases 129 to 446 code for a protein of 105 amino acids. The transcript is spliced from 3 exons.
CUCUGCUUUUCAAAUGCCAGUGAGAGCAUAUCGAUUCUAGUUCAAGAAAGUUAACCAACGACUUCGCACGAACAGUUGUGAGUUACGUCUUCUUCGUUUAAAAUAAUCUGUUACAAAUAAUAGAUAACAUGGAAUCUGCUAUUGUUCAUCUUGAACAAAGCGUGCAAAAAGCUGAUGGAAAACUAGACAUGAUUGCAUGGCAAAUUGAUGCUUUUGAAAAAGAAUUUGAAGAUCCUGGUAGCGAGAUUUCUGUGCUUCGUCUAUUACGGUCUGUUCAUCAAGUCACAAAAGAUUAUCAGAACCUUCGGCAAGAAAUAUUGGAGGUUCAACAAUUACAAAAACAACUUUCAGAUUCCCUUAAAGCACAAUUAUCUCAAGUGCAUGGACAUUUUAACUUAUUACGCAAUAAAAUAGUAGGACAAAAUAAAAAUCUGCAAUUAAAAUAAGAUUAAAAUUUUUUAUUUAUAUUUAAAUGUAUUUUUUAAAUUAUACUUAAUUUAUAAUUUUUUAUUAUAAAAUUAUUAUUAAUCAAAAAUAUAAAAUUAUUUUAAAUCAAAAGUUAUUAGAAUAACAUCAAAAGAAUGUUAUGUUAAAAUGUUGCAUAUUAUAUUAUCUAAAAAAUUCAAUAUCUGAUAUAUUAUUAUAAAUAUGUUGAUAAUUAUCAAUAUUAUCAUAUAAUUAUUAGAAAUACUUAUAAUAAAUAUAAUCAUUUUAUUUGCUUCAUAAUAUAAUUAUAAAAAAAUAUUUGUUUAACAAACAUAUAUAAAUUUAAUAAUACUAAAAAAAUAUAGUUGCAAUUUUUAUAUAUAAAAUUUUUUGUAAUAUAAAAACAUCCAAUAUUAGUAUAUCUUCCAAAUACUAUUUGUGUCUGAUCAUAAAUAUUUAUAAAAGACUAUUUUAUGUAAAAUAUAUUAAAAUCUUUUUUAUAUUUUAAUAUAUUUGUGUAUAUAUCUAAUAUAAUUAAUUAGAAAAUACCAUAAUUAUGAUUGAUUUAUUAUUAGUAUAAUAAUUUAUUAUUCAAUUUUAUUGUUUAAUUUAUAAAUAGUAUGGGAUCAAUAGAUAUUGCAGACAAAUAAUUUAUUUAACUUUCUCUGUAAGUGUAUUAUUGGGGGCCAAUCUAUGUGCUUGUAUAUUCAUGAAAAAUAAGUAAGAUUUGAAAAUAUCACUUUCAUUUUUAUAUAAGAUGUGUUAAUUAUAUGAUUAGACACACUUAUAUUAAAUUUGAUUUAAAUAUAUAGAAUUAUAGAAAUUUAAAGUUUAAAUAAUUAAAUAAUAUAAAUAAUAAAUUUAAAUAAUUAUUAUAAUAUUUGAAAAAUCAAAAUUAAAAAAUGUUCUUAAUUUUUUAUCCAUGUAGAAUUUACAAUUACAGUGCCAAAUUUUAUUUAUAUUUAUUAAGAUAUAGAAGAAUAAUAUACAUAUUUAUAAUAUAUAUUGAAUGAGCAUAUUUAAAAACAAAGUUACAUUUAAUUAAAUUUUUAUUAUUAUCUUUUAAAAGACAAUGUACAGUUCUUAUUAAAAUUUAUAUAAUUGAUAAAGAAUUUUAAUUUUUUUUAUAUGUUAUUAUGAUCAAAUUCUAUAAUUGAUUAUCAAUCAAUCAAAAUGAUCAUGAUAAUAUGUUCUUAUAUAAAAACAGAAGAUAUAAGUAAAUUUCUAAAUUUCUAAUAUUUAAUUGUAACAAAGUUAUACUUAAUAAUAUGUAACUAUAUUCACUAUAAUUAUUCUAUAGUUAACUAUUUCUUCUGUAACAAUAAUCUUGACUAUUCCUACAUUCACAAUAUAUAUAAUUGAAAACUAUUUCUUAUAACAACUAUAACAACAAAAAUUUUCUGCUGAAAUUAACAUUUUAAAGAAUAACUUAUAUAUAAUAUUGUUAUGGUUUAUAAAUUUUUUUUUUAAUAUAUAAAUUUUAUUGUAUGUAUAUAAUAAGUAUAGAGUAGGAAAAAUUGCGAGCAUAUUUUAUGACACAAAAGGAUAAAGAUAGGAAGCCAAUUGUUGCAUAUAUUAGGGUAUGAAAAAUUAAAAUUGCCUUAAGACACAGAUGUGCAUUCAGUGAGCUAUGUUGGAGUUAAAGAGAAAAGUCUGUUAUUUAGUAAUAUAUAAAUAGCAUACUUUCAUACAUCUUGAUUGGUCAAUUGCGUGCAUUUCAAGAAAAUGUUUUAAUCUUUUUCAUAAUUUCAAAUUUGUACAAUUUGAUUACAGAUUUAUGUUUACAGAUUAGAUUUGUGUAGUGAUUACAUUUUUAAGUUAACAUUAUAUUCAAUAAUAUAUUUCAAAUAUUUAUUUUGUAUCUGUCUUUUUUUUUUAUUUCUCUUCUAUUCCAUGUUUCACAAAACAGAUUAAAAAAAAAAAAAAAAAAAACAGGAAGAUCUGUAAGUAUUUGCAUUUUCUUGAAUGGAGUAACUGAGUUUCAUGACCAUAAAAUUAUUAAUUGUUCACAUAAUAAAAUAGUUCUCUUCAAACUUAAUGCAAGUCGAUUAUCUAUUUAAACGUAAUUUACGAGAAACUCCUCUAAGUCAAUACUAAUAGUUCAGAAAGAAAAAAAGAAUAUUUGUGAUACUCAGUGACUCGCACGUUUAUCAGAGUUUAUUUAUAUUUCAGUUAAUCAAUCGUGUAUCCGGUUUCAAUUAAAGGCACAGAG